Bemisia tabaci is the source of this 3094-nucleotide messenger RNA. Its product is annotated as venom serine carboxypeptidase. Gene Ontology annotation, molecular function: serine-type carboxypeptidase activity. The record is from RefSeq and is a predicted model, not a curated record. Lineage: Eukaryota; Metazoa; Arthropoda; Insecta; Hemiptera; Aleyrodidae. Gene Ontology annotation, biological process: proteolysis.
CCGGGACCUUUGAGCCUAGACAAGUUAAUAAGGUGACCGCAUCACACAUCAGUAGCCGAAAGGCCCUGGCUUGAACCGCCGACAGUUGAGUCGCUCCUCGCCACGCCGCGUAGCGGAGCCGCAUCCUGGGUACGUUACGUCAACGAACAUCGUGAGUUCCACUCCAGAAGUGUGACAACCUGAGCUUGGGGCCGCAACAGAGAGCUUCUUGAAGCAGUUGGAGCACAGUGCCCAAGGCCCAUUGGCAGAAGGCAGGAAGACCGGACGGCGUGGGCAGAAUAACCCUGUCAGGAUGAAGCCGAGUGGAUUGUUGGUAGCGCUACUAAUAGCGCCGUUUUGGAGUGCGUCUGGAUCGGUGAACCACUAUCGUAAGCUCUGCAGAGUGGCUGCGUUGCCGUACUCGGACGUGGGCGGACCGCUGCUUUUGUCUCCAUUCAUCGCCGAGGGUCGGAUCUCAGAGGGCCAGGAGGCGGCGCGCGUCCCGCCGUUCGCUGGUAAUGUAGUCAGCUACGCCGGCUUCCUCACAGUCAACGAGACGUACAACUCGAAUCUCUUCUUUUGGUACUUUCCGGCAGAGAAGGCCAACGGCACGACACCGCUUGCUCUGUGGCUUCAGGGCGGACCGGGUGCCACUUCCCUCUUCGGUCUUUUCGAGGAGCACGGUCCGUACUACAUCGACAAGAAGGGUCAGGCGAGACUCCGUCACUACUCCUGGACAAGGAAGCUCUCCAUGCUCUACAUUGACAACCCUGUCGGGACUGGCUUCAGCUUUACAGAUGAUGACCGCGGCUACGUCACCAACCAAGAGCAGGUUGGGCAAGAUCUCUACUCGGCUCUAAUUCAGUUCUUCCAGUUAUUUCCCGAGUUGCAGAAGCAGGACUUCUAUGUAACAGGGGAGUCAUACGCGGGAAAGUAUGUGCCGGCCAUUGCCUAUACUAUCCACAAGCGGAACCCGACUGCCCCGCUCAAGAUCAACCUCAAGGGCCUGGCUAUCGGAAAUGGACUCUGCGACCCGGAGCACAUGCUCGGUCACUAUGGUGACUACCUCAACCAACUGGGGCUUCUAGACGAGAAGACUUUGGCCGAUUUCCGAGCGGCUCAGGAUCUAGGGAUCAAGUUCAUUCGGGAAGGGAAGUGGGGCGAUGCUUCUGCGGUAUUCGACAAGAUCAUCAAUGGAGACUUUGACUCCAACUCAAUGUUCUUGAACGCUUCCGGCUUUACAUUCUACUUCAACUACUUGCACGAGAAGCCCCCCCAUGAGGCCGACUUUUCGGCGUUCGUCCAGUCCGACGCAGCUAGGGAGGCUCUCCACGUGGGAAACGCCACUUUCCAUACCGACCAGAAAGUAGAGACCAUGCUCAAGGAUGACCUCAUGAAAUCGGUGCGGCCAUGGGUCGAGGAGCUUCUGGGCCAAUACCGGGUGCUCAUCUACAAUGGGCAGUUGGACAUUAUCGUGGCCUACCCGUUGACCGUGGGUUUCCUGCAGGCGCUCCAGUUCGACGCUGCGAGCGAGUACAAGAAAGCGCCGCGGCACAUUUGGCAUGUCGGUCCCCACAUCGCCGGCUACUGCAAGAGCGCCGGCAAUCUUACAGAGAUUCUCGUUCGCGAUGCCGGUCACAUGGUACCUGGUGACCAGCCGAUUUGGGCCCUCGAUAUGAUCACUCGAUUCACCAGAAACAAGGCUUUCCAUUCGUGAGCCAAAACCACCGUUCGGCCAAGCAGCCUCCAUUAGGACAACAGGAGGCAAAAGAGGAGCAGCAAGCUGGAGCUGGUGGCUUAACGUGAAAGCAUCAGCGCCACCUUAAUGACCGGCUUGUGGCUUCGGGUAACACCAUCAAACAGCACCUACCUUUCAUCGCCAAAAAGAAAGCUAAAAGGUUAAUUUUUCGUGUGGUAAAAUUAACGGCUUUCCUCCUUACGCCCAGACCAACGUAAACUUUGAGUAAUUUUCUGAAAAUACUCGGUCCGUGUUGAGAUAACAUUUUUGUUAGUGAGUGACUGUCUAGAAUGCGAGUUUUGAGGCAAAUUUGAGAAAAAUUAAGCUUCCGAGUCUAUCGAUCUUCCGAUCAUAAUGCUUAUGAGUCUUAAAUUUUAAAGUAUGGGUCUUCAAUUAAACUUAGGUUGAAAUUUUCGCACUUAAUUUUUCUUUCAAACAACCUCGUUUCAACAGUUUCCAUUAGAUGCCAUAUAUUUUAGUUUUACCGCGAAGACCUGACCUCAUUCCUCGCUGAAAGGUAUAUUUAGAUGGUGUUGGUCCAAGUCACACGUCUAUAUUAGAUGCCCAGUUCAACAAACUAUUUAUCUUACCAAGACUACUGAGACUGGGAUGAGUGCCCCUGACGGCUAAGAGCUUGAAGUUAAGUUACUUCUUCACGGUCCCUGAUGCCACUUCAUGGUGAAUGGCAUCACUGAAGCGGCACAUACAAUAAGAUAAUACGAUAGCGGCGCAAUAACAUGUUAAGACACUAUCAUAACCUUGUGUUUCGAUGGCCCGGUUGUGUAAGAAAUUUAUGGUGCUUUUGGUCUCGUGCUUUUGGUUACUUUUAGGGUCACAGAAUGCUCCAGAACUUUCAAUUUUAGCUACCAUUAAAGAUAUUGAUCAAUUGCUGAAAAAAUAAUGUGCCCGUUCCCUCGACGGCGACUUCUCUAGAAGAAGAGGAGCGGGGGCACAACUUUGUCUGAGAAGCCUUACGGGUGGGCGGGGGGGGUGUCAGCACAAUUUGGAGUUAAUUUAGUUCCUUGUUAAUAUUUUAAUUCAAUUUAGUGCUGCACAGCUACAGUGCCACGUGACUAUGACCUAUUGGUACAUUGCACAAUGGCAGUGAUGAGCUCUCUCUUUUCAUUUACAAAAACAAAGUUUUGCUAUGCCUCCAUUAAGGAUAUUUUUCUGGGGUUUCCAUCAAGAAAUCUGCUCCAUUAGACAUUCCUUGUCCGAAAUUAUUUUAUUUCAUGACAAAUUUUCCUUCAAUAUAUGUUAGGUUACCCUAUGUUUAACAAUGGCACGCAAACUGUAACAUGUUUUAUUAAUACAUAUUAUAUUUUGUUACUUUUCAGAAAUAAAUAUUUUGACUUAUUUCUUAUAACGUCCGAGGCA